Molecule: messenger RNA, 7737 nt
Organism: Sardina pilchardus (European sardine)
Lineage: Eukaryota; Metazoa; Chordata; Actinopteri; Clupeiformes; Clupeidae
Gene: mdc1
Product: mediator of DNA damage checkpoint 1
Exons: 12
Coding region: 90-7274 (2394 amino acids)
Molecular function (GO): protein binding
Source: RefSeq, a predicted model, not a curated record
CCGGAAACGAACGGCCAGCUUCCACAUUCUUUUUCCUUGUAUCCUCGCAACAGUGAAAUGAAAGAAGUUUAUUGAAGUGCAGUAGAAAGAUGGAUGCAACACAAGUGGUUCAGGAUUUCUCGUUUGAGGAUGAAGAAGAGGAAGAGGAUGAGAGUGGUGACGAGGAGGAAGCACAGCCAGUGGCCAAGCUGAAAGUUUUCAAGAAUGAACAUGUCCCAGAGACUGAGUUGCUUCUUUACCCAGGAGAGAACAUUUUGGGCCGUGAUGCAUCUUUCUGCACAGUGCCCUUACCUGCUCCGUCAAUGUCAAAGCGUCACGCCGCCAUUUCCAUCUCUGUGUUCCGUUCGAACGGACCCCAUGCUAGUGGAGCCACAGAAGCACUCGUCUGGGACAUGGGCAGCCUGAAUGGCACCAGGAAAGGCCGCUUGAAGCUAACACCCCACGUACGCUAUGCCCUGAGUGAGGGGGAUAAAGUGACUCUAGCCGAUCUGCCAUGCCAGUAUGUCUCUAUCAGGGCAGCUGAGGGAGAGACUGGCGAGGGUAGAGCGAGGACACCAGGCUGCCUUGGUGGGGAGAGGGGAGAGGAGACACUCUUGCCUCAGGGGGAGAGCCGCAAAGUGAAUCAGAGGACAGAGACACACACAGAGGCUGUCAGAGCAGUGGAGAGGGCAGCCAAUGGGGAGAGGGGGUUUCUGACGCCCAGCAGUGAGCACAGGGGUGCCAAACCGAGAGGCAGCCAUGUCAUGUCGGCCGGGCCAGAGCAGAAGCACCAAAGUCCUGCCCCCCUGGUGCCUGAAUCUGACUCAGAGUCUGAUGGAGAGAGAGAGGGACGGAGGCCAAGAGCAGCCAAACAUUUAGUGUCUUCAGAUUCAGAGUCUCCAUGGAUGCCCCAGCCCACUAGUUCAACAUUCCAGAGUCCGUCAGGCGCUUCUUACAUACCAGAGAGCCCCUCUUCCUCAGUGAGGGGAGGAGUGAACGAGACAGUGAGCUCCGGAGGAUCCAUCUGGACUGACAGGAGCGCUGAGGCGGCGCCGGAAAAGCCCAGGCCGGACCCCUUGGAGUUUAAUAUGGACAGUGACACUGAUGUGGAGGGAGAGGAGGAGGAGGAGGGGGAGAGGAAGAGCUCACCACACGCUGCAAAUGGAGAGGCAAGUGCGGAUCUGGUGGCGGGGGCAUCCGCCGGACCUGCCACCAAGCAUCCAGAUUAUCAUAUAGACCGUAAUACUGAUGUCGAGGGAGAUGACCACGAGGUGUCGGACAUUAAUUCCACAAAGGCUUCAGUCAGUGAAGUAGGGGAGAAUCUAUCCAGUCCUGCUGCUGCUGCCCCUGCCCCAUCAGACUUUAACUUGGAGAGUGACACAGAUGUGGAGGAUGAAGAUGAUAUUGUCCGGACUGUGCAGGUGGCCCCUCCACCCACUCACCCAGCCCCAGGAUCUGGUGUGACCGAAUCCAGGCCAGCAAACGCCGCCUCAGCAGAAUUUCACAUGGACAGUGACACAGACGUGGAGGAGGAGGAGGAUGACCAGGCAGAUGUUACACAAGAUGUCAGCGCCGCAGGUUCCACCGCUUCUCGGGACAAACCAGAGGAGCCUCAGUCCCACAGUGCUUCGGACACGGCAGACACCACAGAUGACGGCGACCCGUUCAAGUCCGGCAGCAGCAAAAGCACAGAGGCCCGUGCCGGCCAACAGCCCAUAUCUGCGGCUGCCUUGGAAAUCCAGUCUGACAGUGACACCGACAUGGAGGAUGAGGACGCGGGGCAGCAAGCGGCCCCCGCUGCACCACUGGGCUCCCCACGUCCCUCUGGACUCCAGCCCACUACUGAGGCGGCCCCUGGGGCUCCAGAGUCCACAGCUGCCGCUGCGGAGUCAGACCAGGACACAGAUGUGGAGGAGGGCACCGCAGGGGGCCAACAGCCGGCGCCGCCUCCAGCUGUGACGCCAGCCAAGCCAGAUGAUUUCAACAUGGAUAGCGACACGGAUGUGGAGGAGGAACUAAAGGAGGACAUAAGUCCAAAGAAGCCUUGUGAGAGGGCCUCUACAGCAGGACUCCAGUCCUCAACCCCUUUGGGACCAGCAGGACUACGACUUGAAGAGAUGGAGACUCAGGUCUUCCUCAGUCCAGCGGAUCAUUUUGCGCGCCCCGUAGGCCUUCCACCCUUCAACCCAGCCACAUCCUCUGAUGAUGACUUUGUCCCAGAAACCCAGUCCUUUGUGGCUCAGCCUGGCGGUGGCGGCGCUUCUCCUGAGCUGAGUGCCCUUGAGGAGACGGCUCUGGAGGAGGAGACUCAGCUGUUCUGCGUGGGCGGCGGCGCAGAGCGGUCGGCGCAGCUCCGGCUCAGCCUGUCGGACAGCAGUCGCCUGCAGCAGCAGCUGGCCACCGAGGCCACGCAGGCGUACGCCCUCCCCGAGGUCAGGGGCUUCGACUCGGACGGGGACUCGGACCUGGACGCAACCCAAGACUACGGAGCUCUGCAGGCCACGCAAGCCUACGCGGCAAAGCCGGUGGAAGAUGACGACAGCGCCACGGCUGAAACCCAAGCCUUCUUCAUAGCCCCGCCAAAGAGCACCGACAUUGCUGUUGCCCGUGUUGAAGCCACGCCCCUGCCCCAGAUGGAGGUGCUGCAGGAGGUGGCAGAACCAGGGGAGGAGGAGGAGGCCACCCAGCUGACGGAGUUGGACACCUACUCUCAUAUCUCCACCGCCGACACGGUUAUCCUCCCACGCAGCCAGAGGCUGGGAGGUGAAGAGGCUGGAAGAAUGUCUGACGUGACUCCAACAGAUCUGGUAGGUAGUGCCACCGCCCGUGAAUCCAAGCAGGCAAAUGUACCUGCUGCAGAGAUCUACAUGGACAGCGACACAGAUGUGGAAGAGGAGAACGAUGGCGGCUUGAAGGAGCCACAGCCCACGACUGCCAAGAUCAAGGCUGAGGAACUUCAGCUCCACAGCGAUUCAGAUUCAGCAGACACCGGUGAUGAUGACCCCUUCAAGCCAGGCACGAGCAAAACCACUGUGACCUCCACAGGUGGCCAGCCAUCACACACCACUGCUAGUAUCUCCUGCUCUGAAACCCUACCCAUGUCUGCCAUAAGUGAUGACGAUGAGGAGGAGGAGGAAUCAAAGGCAGUACCUGCUAGAAGAAAAAGGGCUCGUAGGGGACAAGGACGUCUUGAUAGCCAACCUUCCGAGACACUACUUAUUGCUGAAACCCAGCCAGUCAGCAUGAACGAUGAUGUUGAUGAUGAUGCUGAAGAGGAAUCAUCAAAACCUGCAUCCCCCAAACGAAGUGGGAGAGCACGCAGAGGGAAGCCUGCUAAGGCCGCCUUCAGCUCUAGCCUCCUCUCUUCUGCUCAAACGCAGCCGAUGGCCAAUGUAGAUGAGGAAGACCAAGAGGAGGAGGAGGAAGCAAAGCCUGUCGGCCCCAGAAGGAGAGGAAGAAUACGUGGAGGGAGAGGCACCCAGGUGGAGGACAGGCCUGAGGUCACUGAGACUCAGAUCAACUCUGACCUCGCUGUGAUCGAAACUCAGCCCAUGUCCUCCUUUGGUGAUGAAAGCGGUCGAGACAAGGGAGAGCAGAGACCUGCUUCCCCCAAAAGGAGGGGGAGGCCACGCAGAGGUAAGGGGAAGCAGGAGGAAGAUGAGAGCAAGCCUGCUGAGAUGCCUUCAAGCACCUGUCUGUCCACUGCACAAACGCAGCCCAUGGCUGCAUAUGAGGAGGAGGAGGAUGAGGAAGAGGAUACGCAGGCAGCCACUUCUACAUCCAGAGCGAAGACUCGUGGAGCAGGAAAAGAGCCUGUCACCACAAGAAGCACCAGAGGCAGAGGGAAAGUAGAGGAAGAAGAGAGACAGGGAGAAGAGAUGGAGGAGGCAACGAGUGUGGGGUCGAGGAGGCAGACCAGGGGCAAGACUCUUGCAGUGAAGAGAGGAGGACAGAGGAGAGGAGAGGGAGGUGGAGAGGAAGAGGAGGAGGCCGAAGAAAAGCCAGUGCAGGAGGUCAGGAGGGGUCGAGGGAGGAAGAGUGUGGUACAACAGAGAGAAGAGCAAGAGGAGCAAGAGAGGCUGGAGAGAGAGAAAGACCAGCAGGAGAAAGAGAAAAUAGCAAGGGAGCAAAAAGAACAGGAAGAAAAACUUGAAAGGGAAGAGAAGGAAAGGCAGGAAAAAGAAAAGUUAGAGAGAGAAAGAGAAGAGAGGGAGAGACUUGAAAAAGAAAGGAAAGAAAUGGAGGAAAGGGAAAGGGACAAAGAAGAGAAAGAAAGAAAAGAGCAAGAGGAGAAAGACAGGUUGGAGAAAGAAAGACUUGAAAAGGAAAGAAUAGAGAAAGAGAGAAAAGAAGUCGAGGAGAGAGAGAGGCUGGAAAAAGAGAAAGAGGAAAGAGAAAGAGUAGAGAGGGAGCAGAGGGAGAUAGAAGAGAGGGAGAAAAAAGAGCAAGAGGAGAAAGAAAGGCUGGAGAGGGAAAGACUUGAAAAGAAAAGACAAGAAAAAGAAGAAAUGGAAAGAUUAAAGAGGGAGAAGAGAGAGAAGGAACUGAGGGAGAGAAAAGAGGCUCAGGAGUGCGAGAGGCUGGAGAAGGAGAGACUUAAAAAAGAAGAAAAGGAAAGAGUAGAGAGGGAGAGAAGAGAAAAAGAAGAGAAGGAAAGAAAAGAGGCUGAGGAGAGAGAACGACUGGAGAAGGAGAGACUUGAAAAAGAAAGACAAGAAAAAGAAGAAAAGGAAAGAGUAGAGAGGGAAAGAAGAGAGAAAGAAGAGAAGGAAAGAAAAGAGGCUGAGGAGAGAGAACGACUGGAGAAGGAGAAACUUGAAAAGGAAAGACAAGAAAAAGAAGAAAAGGAUAGAGUAGAGAGGGAAAGAAGAGAGAAGGAAGAGAAGGAAAGAAAAGAGGCUGAGGAGAGAGAACGACUGGAGAAGGAGAAACUUGAAAAGGAAAGACAAGAAAAAGAAGAAAAAGAAAGAGUAGAAAGGGGGAGAAGAGAGAAAGAAGAGAAGGAAAGAAAAGAGGCUGAGGAGAGAGAACGACUGGAGAAGGAGAGACUUGAAAAGGAAAGACAAGAAAAAGAAGAAACGGAAAGAUUAAAGAGGGAGAAGAGAGAGAAGGAACUGAGGGAGAAAAAAGAGGCUAAGGAGCGCCAGAGGCUGGAGAAGGAGAGACUUGAAAAAGAAAGACAAGAAAACGAAGAAAAGGAAAGGGUAGAAAGGGAGAGAAGAGAGAAAGAAGAGAAGGAAAGAAAAGAGGCUGAGGAGAGAGAACGACUGGAGAAGGAGAGACUCGAAAAAGAAAGACAAGAAACAGAGGAGGAGGAGAGACUGGACAUGGAGAAGAGGAAAGAGGAAGAGAGAAAGCAAGAGAAGAAAGAAACCAGUGACAAGAAGGCCACUAAAAUGGAGAAACCAGAGAGUGAUGAUAAACCCCAGACGUCCACACGAGGGAGGCGAGCAGCUUCCAGGCGCGCCGCUCCAGCUCCCCCCAGUGGACCGGAGGAGCCGGUGCUGCCCAGUGAUGACUGCCCUGCCCGAAGGACUCGCUCUCGUUCCAGCUCCUCCAACUCCGUCAGCUCAGAGAGAUCCACGUCCAGCGUACGCAGCAGCGCCAGCAGGCAGGGGGCGCCAGAGCCACACGCUUCCUCCAGGCGCUCCUCCAGACGCUCCUCCAGAGCCCCCCCUGCUGGAGAACAGACGCCAUCACUGGAGGAUGGUUCAACUGAGUCCCAGUCUGGAAGAAGAUCUCGAAGGCCAUCUACCUCUAGUAACUCGGUGUGCUCUGAAGUGUCUGAAGCAGCCAGUGUGGCCAGUCAGAGUAAGGGCAGAGGGAGAGGAAGAGGGAGGAAGAGUGUGAGGGGGAAAGACCCAGGCCCAGUGGCAGAGCCUGAACCAGCACCAUCAGAAACCCAAGGCGCCGAACCUUCGGCCACCAAGACCACGGGACGAGGCCGUAGAGGCCGCAAGGCAGGGGCUGGAGACGAGGUCACCGGUGGGGUGUCCGCCCAGGCCAGUGGUGAGGACCAGCCUGCCGAGGAGGAAGCUGCUCCUGCUCCUGCUCCUGCCCCUGCCCCACGGGGUCGAAGGGGAGCCAGCACACCCAAGCCGGACACAGAAGCCACCGGGGAGGGAAGCGAAGCUGCCGCGUCUGAGGGCAAACUGACCAGAGACUCCGUCCCUCAGAAAGCCACCGGCCGUGGACGAGGUAGGGGUCGGAAGGCCGGCCCGUCCAGCCAGAACGCCUCAGCGGAGGAGGACAGCGAAAGCGCCGAGGUCACCAGCGCCGAUGUUUCUGAGGCAGCCAGUCAAGGCAGAGGGAAGAAGAGGAGUCACGAUGACGAGUCGGAGGAACUUGAGGAGGCUGACGAGGUCCGAUUCAAGAUUCCUCGCUCAAAGGGGAAAGUGGCGAAGGGACAGCGGAAAGAGGAGGGUGAGGACGGCACUGGAGGAGCGGAGCCGGAGAGGACAGACGAGGAGGCGGCCCCCGGUCCGGCGGAGAGGAGGGGAAGAGGCCGUUCUUCUCUGGCGCAGAAGAAGAAAGAGGUGAAGAAGGAAGAGGAGAGCGAGGAGGCAGCAGCAGCUGAGCCUGAGGAGUCCUCAGGCGAGGGAUCCAGGAAGCGUGGUGCAGCCGCUGCCGAGUCGCCUACCCCAGCCAAAUCCGUCCGCCGCUCCGUGGGCACCUCACGCCAGGCACACAAGGUGCUGUUCACUGGGGUGUCUGAUGAGGCGGCCGAGGCGGUGGUGACCAGGCUAGGGGGCAGCAUGGCCAGAGGUGUGAGCGAUAUGACGCACCUAGUCACCGAUGCGGUGCGACGGACUGUCAAGUUCAUGUGUGCAGUGGCCAGAGGGGUGCCAAUCGUCACACCCAAUUGGCUGAAAAAGUGUGGGAGGGCCGGGAGCUUUCUGCCUGCCGAUGAGUUUCUGGUGAAGGACGCCGAGCAGGAGAGGAAGUUUAACUUCCGUCUGCAGGACUCCCUGAGCGUGGCCAGCAGCCAGCCCCUCCUACAGGGUUAUGAGAUUCAUGUCACGCGGUCAGUGAAGCCCGAGCCGGCACAGAUGAAGGACAUCAUCACCAGCUGCGGGGCUCGUUACCUUCCCAAGAUGCCCUCUGUCGCCAAGCCCCAGACAGUGGUGGUGUCGUGUGCAGAGGAUGCCGCCCUCUGCUCAGCCGCCGCGACGGCGUCCAUCCCCGUGGUCACCUCCGAGUUCCUCCUGACGGGCAUCCUCCAGCAGCAGGCCGACGUGCUCGCCCACGCCCUCGCCAUCGCCCAAGCUCCUGCUCGGGGCAGGAAGAAGUCGUAGUGCCCACCUCAAAAGACUGACCAGCCGCUGCUGUGUCCGCUGCCAGGGCAGAGCUUCUGGUGGUGGACGUGAGUAAGCGAUGGCCACCACGCCCCCCCCCUCUCUGGUCCUCAGAGAAGAGAAGAGAAGAGCGGAGCGGCUCAUUCCUGGACCUGUCUGUCUGGCUGCUUUCAGUGGGUUCUGCAUCAGAGUCUGUUCUGCUGUGUGGCCCUCACUGCUGCUUGGACCUCUUGAUUGUUCACUGCUUUAUCAUCUGCUAUUUAUCCAAAUGACAUAGUCUGGAGGGUUUUUAAUCAAUGAAUAUCCUGUUGCUAAUGGACUUAAAACUGUGAAGCCUUCUGUGCUUUCAUAGACAUAAAAACUCAGAUGAUAUUGCAGUUGUAAUAAAUAAUAUGUGUUAUUGUCCUUAUAUCAACCUGUAAUGCCUUCAACAAAGGGUCAUAUGUCGAUUAAACAUUUUUAU